Messenger RNA from Solanum verrucosum, 2163 nucleotides. Its product is annotated as wall-associated receptor kinase 3-like. Gene Ontology annotation, biological process: cell surface receptor signaling pathway; protein phosphorylation. Lineage: Eukaryota; Viridiplantae; Streptophyta; Magnoliopsida; Solanales; Solanaceae. Gene Ontology annotation, molecular function: protein serine/threonine kinase activity; polysaccharide binding; ATP binding. The transcript has 3 exons. The record is from RefSeq and is a predicted model, not a curated record. Bases 1 to 2163 code for a protein of 720 amino acids. Gene Ontology annotation, cellular component: plasma membrane.
AUGGCUCCUAAUUAUGUGAUGAUAGUUGCUCUGAUAACAUUUAUUUGCUUUUCACUAUCUUUUGGUGAUGAUGCUAUGUUACCAACGUCACACAACAAUCUCAUAGCCAAACCUAACUGCAAUGAAAGUUGUGGAAAUGUCAACAUCCCUUUCCCAUUUGGUAUGACCCCAGAUUGCACACUACACGAUCAGUUCCUUGUCACUUGUAAUUACUCCUUUCCAACUCCCCAGCCUUUUUUAGGAAACAGUGGUAUUGAAAUCACAAGCAUAUAUCUCUCUGGGCAACUUAAUGUCUUACAGUUCAUAUCCAGAGAUUGUUAUCGUGAUGGGAUAAGCACGGAUAGAACCAAGCCAUUUAUAGUAUUACCUUCGUUGUUUACUGUGAACAACACUGCGAAUAGCUUCAUCGCCGUUGGCUGUGACACGUAUGCAAUUGUUCAGGGUUAUUAUACCAAGUUUGGAACUAAAAUCGAGUAUCUCCCCUACAUAACAGGAUGCAUGUCCAUGUGCAAUAGUAUUGCUGAAGCUGAUGAUGAUACAUGUUCUGGAGUGGGUUGUUGCAAGACGUCCAUCCCUAAGGGAGCAUCGAAUGUCAAUAUAACACUAAGCAGCUAUUAUAAUUAUAACUAUACUAAUAUGACAAAUAACCCUAGCUGCAGCUAUGCUUUUGUGGUCGAUCAAGCUAAUUUUAACUUUUCUAAGAGUUACCUCAGCAGUUUGCAGAACACGGAGAAGCUUCCUCUUGUGCUAGAUUGGGCAGUUGGUGAAGACAAAUGUGAAAUAGCUAAGAGAAAUUCGACUGCAUAUGCAUGUAAGAGUAACAACAGCUAUUGCCAUGAUGAUUCAAAUGGUUAUCGCUGUUCCUGCAUGCAAGGAUAUGAUGGGAAUCCAUACCUGAUAGAUGGUUGUCAAGAUAUCAAUGAAUGUGUAGAUCCGCAACCAGAUUAUAGGUGUGUCAAAAAUGCCAUUUGCACCAAUACAGAUGGGAGUUAUACAUGCACAUGCCAUCCAGAUUUCAGCGGCGAUGGUUAUCCUGAAUGCAAUCGUGACAAUCCUCAGAGAAAAAUUCAGAAUAUUUUUCUUAUUAUAGUUCUACUGCAACGACUCAAAGUGGAAGAGGGAUCAAGUAAUACUAAUACAGUAAACAUUUUCACAGCGGAAGAGCUACAAAGGGCAACUAAUGACUUUGACAAAGAUAGAGUUGUUGGUCAAGGAGGUUAUGGAACUGUGUACAAAGGAUAUCUCAAAGAUAAUUGCAUCGUUGCCAUUAAAAAUUCUAAGGUAAUUGAUCGCAAUCAAAUUGAACAAUUCAUAAAUGAAGUCCUUGUCCUUUCACAAAUCAACCAUAGAAAUGUAGUUAAGCUCUUAGGUUGCUGCCUUGAGACGGAAGUUCCACUACUGGUAUAUGAAUUUAUCAGCAAUGGAACACUUUCUGAACACUUACAUGACAAAUUAAAGGCGUCCUCUCUUUCUUUGGAUAUUCGUCUUAGAGUUGCUGCAGAAACUGCUGGAGUACUUUCCUACUUACACUCAGCAGCUUACCCUCCUAUCAUUCAUAGAGAUAUUAAGUCAGUCAACAUUCUUCUAGACAAAAGCUACACAGCCAAAGUAUCUGAUUUUGGAGCAUCCAGGUUGGUUCCUGCUGAUCAAACAGAGCUAUCUACAUUGGUUCAAGGAACUCUAGGAUAUUUAGAUCCUGAAUACUUGCAAACAAGUCAACUCACCGAAAAAAGUGAUGUAUACAGUUUCGGAGUAGUGUUUGUAGAGCUCCUAACCGGUAGAAAGGCUCUAUGUUUUCAAAGACCAGAAGAAGAGAGAAGUUUAGCUCAAUAUUUCAUAUCUUCAGUGGAAAAGGGUCAUUUGUUCGAUAUUCUAGACGACAAUAUAGUCUGUGAUGAGGGAAAUGCAGGGCAAUUGAAAAAUGUUGCUGUGAUUGCACAAAGGUGCUUAAAUGUUAAAGGGGAUGAUCGACCUACAAUGAAGGAAGUUGCAGCAGAAUUGGAAGCUGGAUCGAAAUUGAAGCAUUCAUGGGCUCAAACUGAUCAACAGUCAGAGGAGAUUGAGUCCCUACUGCCUGGAUUUGGAUACGAAUAUAGUGAACAUAGUAUCCAUGUUGAUAGCAUAACGAGCCAUGUAACUAUACCAUUUCCUGGGGGAAGGUGA